AUGACACUUGGGGUAGAUGACACUGAACCUGGCUCUCCUCCCUCAGAACCUGGCUCUCCUCCCGCAAAACCUGGCUCUCCUCCCUCAGAACCUGGCUCUCCUCUCUCAGAACCUGGCUCUCCUCCCUCAGAACCUGGCUCUCCUACAGAACCUGGUUCUCCACCAUCGGAACCUGGCUCUCCUCCCUCAGAACCUGGCUCUCCUCCUACAGAACCUGGUUCUCCUCCCUCAGAACCUGGCUCUCCUCCUACAGAACCUGGCUCUCCUCUCUCAGAACCUGGUUCUCCUCCCUCAGAACCUGGCUCUCCUCCUACAGAACCUGGCUCUCCUCCCUCAGAACCUGGCUCUCUUCCUAAAGGACCUGGCUCGCCUCCCUCAGAACCUGGCUCUCCUCCUACAGAACCUGGUUCUUCUCCCUCAGAACCUGGCUCUCCUCCUACAGAACCUGGCUCUCCUCCCUCAGAACCUGGUUCUCCUCCCUCAGAACCUGGCUCUCCUCCUACAGAACCUGGUUCUCCUCCCUCAGAACCUGGCUCUCCUCCUACAGAACCUGGCUCUCCUCCUACAGAAUCUGGUUCUCCUCCCUCAGAACCUGGCUCUCCUCCUACAGAACCUGGCUCUCCUCCCUCAGAACCUAGCUCUCUUCCUAAAGGACCUGGCUCUCCUCCUACAGAAUCUGGUUCUCCUCCCUCAGAACCUGGCUCUCCUCCUACAGAACCUGGCUCUCCUCCUACAGAACCUGGUUCUCCUCCCUCAGAACCUGGCUCUCCUCCCUCAGAACCUGGCUCUCCUCCCUCAGAACCUGGCUCUCUUCCCUCAGAACCUUUUUCUUCUCUUCUAGGAUCCGUCUUCCUAGCCUCAGAACUUGGUUCCCUUGUAUCACAGCCUGGCUCUCAGGAUUUAGUUCCUGGCGAUCCCCUCUCUCGGUCUUUAUUUUCUAAUUGGACUCCAGUAUGUCUGACGACCAAGUCAUCUAUUCCCACUUCCUGUCCCUCUACCUAUCCCCCUAAAAAGGAGGUCUUUCCAUCCCGUAAAAUUCAAAUUUCCUUAGAUACAAAGUUGCGCCUGGAUGGUGGUGAAACUUUCGUGUCCGACGUCAAAACUUUGGUCGUAAUGUUGACUGACGCGAACACUGGUAUGCCUGAAUGCUCCCAGUACCCACCACCGGUCCCAGCCAGGAUUCUAGCAAAUUCCGGAGAGGUUUUCAGAACACUUGACACUGCCAAAACACCCAUUUCUUCCUCAAGACAAUUUUCAGACCCGAAAACACUCAUCUAA
This is a messenger RNA of Procambarus clarkii (red swamp crayfish), 1278 nucleotides long. Lineage: Eukaryota; Metazoa; Arthropoda; Malacostraca; Decapoda; Cambaridae. The record is from RefSeq and is a predicted model, not a curated record.